AUGGGUGGCUAUUUUUCUCAUCAAUGUCUCAGCGAAACAAUUGAUUUCAGAUUCCCCAUGGAGAUUACCAAGGUCACAGAGAAGAAUGUCACAGUGAUCAUCUAUGAGCUCCUCCAACAGAUCUUCCAACUAUUUAGCACUAAUCUUCCUGUUGGUACUUGGAAUACAAGCAAGAUUGAGAAAUUCCAAAAUGGAAUUCAUCAGCAAAUUGAAGAGUUAGAGUUAUGUUUGUCAGAAGAGCGCUCAAAAGCCAGGAACAGCUUUCAAACAUGGAUCCUAAAAAGCACUACAUUCAGCAUGAAAAAGUACUUCCAAAGAAUCUCUAACUUCCUAGAAGAUAAGCAAUACAGCCACUGUUCCUGGGAAGUAGUCCAAACAGAACUGAGAACAUGCCUCAUUAUUUUUGACAGCCUUAUGAAAAAACACACAUCAUAA
Messenger RNA from Pterocles gutturalis (yellow-throated sandgrouse), 435 nucleotides. RefSeq names its product interferon beta-like. Gene Ontology annotation, molecular function: type I interferon receptor binding; cytokine activity. The record is from RefSeq and is a predicted model, not a curated record. The transcript has a single exon. Bases 1 to 435 code for a protein of 144 amino acids. NCBI's taxonomy places the organism in Eukaryota, Metazoa, Chordata, Aves, Pterocliformes, Pteroclidae. Gene Ontology annotation, cellular component: extracellular region. Gene Ontology annotation, biological process: positive regulation of peptidyl-serine phosphorylation of STAT protein; response to exogenous dsRNA; B cell differentiation.